AUGACGAGUGUCGACGAGAUAUUCAAGAAGUCAGGCGUUGUUAGCAAGCGGAAACUCGAUUCUGUCAGGGACCCAAAUGAAAUAUACAAAUCAGCGAAGACCUCUUCCAAUGGCGCUAGCCGCCACACUUCUGCCGCCGAUGAAGAUGAGGAGAUGGAGGCCGGUCCCACCCUUCCACCAGACGAUGGCGAAGACGAACAAGACUUCGGGCCCGAAAUGCUCCCCGACAACGAUGACGAUGACGAGGAAGGCCGCUUCUUUGGCGGCGGCGUGACCAAGCAAGAAUACAAAAUCCUGGACUACGUGGAAGGUGCCGAUACGGGAAGGGCAGAGGACAAGAUUGACGUUGGGUGGCUGCGCAAGACGGCACUGAACUUUGAGAAGCGCAUUAGCAAGAAUGCUGAGAUGCGCGCCAAGUUCGAGUCGGAACCACAGAAGUUUAUUGGUAGCGAAGGCGAUCUUGAUGCCGACAUCAAAGCACUGUCAGUCUUGUCCGAGCACCCAGAGCUGUUUGUGGAAUUCGUGCGGCUUGGGUGCGCCAACAGCUUGGUCGGCCUGCUGGCCCAUGAGAACACGGAUAUCGCCAUCGACGCCAUAGAGGUCAUUGGCGAAUUAAUUGACGAGGAUGUGGCUGCCAAGGACCACCAAUGGAACACUCUAGUUGACGCCCUAAUAGACGCUGACCUGCCAGGGCUUAUCGUCUCCAAUCUCUCCCGUCUUGAUGAGAGCGACGAGUCGGACAGAAAUGGCGUGUACUACGCUCUUGGCAUCGUGGAGAGCCUCUGCUCCCGCACCCCGGUUGCCAUUCGUGUCGGCGACAGCGAGGAGCUCCUCCGGUGGCUGCUGAGCCGUAUACAGCGAACCGAAGCUACUGUGACACAGAAUAAGCAAUAUUCGGCCGAAAUUCUUGCCAUCUUAUCCCAGGCGUCGCAAGAAACCCGACGGGGGCUUAUUCAGCUGGACGCCAUCGACCUGAUGCUCCAGCUCAUAUCCUCAUACCGAAAGCGAGACCCCGAAAAGGGCGGCGAGGAAGAGGAAUACAUGGAGAACAUAUUUGAGGCUCUGACCUGCCUCGUCGAUGAAGUGGAGGGCAAGGUCAAGUUCGUCGAGGCUGAAGGCGUAGAGCUUUGCCUUCUCAUGCUCAAGGAAGGGAAGAUGAGCAAGGGUCCGGCUCUUCGUCUCUUGGACCAUGCCGCCGCAGGGAACUUGGCGGGCCAGGUGUGCCAGAAGAUUGUGCAAGCUGGCGGACUCAAGUCUACUUUUACCUUGUUCAUCAAGACUCAUGAUCGUCGUCUCUUGAGCCGCUUGGUGGCCAUCUUUGCCUCCAUGCUGCGGCUGCUCCCCGCGACAUCGGCCGAGAGGAUUCGGACGCUGGCUAAAUUUGUCGAAAAGGACUACGAGAAGGUCACAAAACUGAUGACUCUCCGCCGAGACUACAGCGCCCGCGUUAAACAAGUUGAGCAGGCGAAUGAGGCUGAGCAGCAAGGGGCAUCCGAGGAAGAGGCGGAUGAGCUACAAGUGGAGCUUCUCUCCCGGCGUCUUGAAGCUGGACUUUUCACACUGCAGACAAUCGACGUUAUCUUUGCGUGGCUUGUCGCCGAAGACAAAGGAGCUAGGCGCAAGAUUAAACAAUUGCUUGCGGAGCGGGAUGAGACCUUGGCUGUUUUUCACACCACAUUAUCGGAGCAAAGAGAUGGGCUUGACACCAGCGAGGAGGACGGGCAGGACAUGAAGGAGAUGCUGGGGACCUUGCUAGAGUUUCUGCAAUGA
This is a messenger RNA of Geosmithia morbida, 1770 nucleotides long. Its product is annotated as beta-catenin-like protein 1. The transcript is spliced from 3 exons. Lineage: Eukaryota; Fungi; Ascomycota; Sordariomycetes; Hypocreales; Bionectriaceae. Bases 1 to 1770 code for a protein of 589 amino acids. Gene Ontology annotation, cellular component: spliceosomal complex. The record is from RefSeq and is a predicted model, not a curated record.